AUGGCUUCGUUCAUGACAUGUCGUACUGUUGCACGCGCCUCGGCGCGUUAUAAUGUAUCGCGGAUGCUCACAACCGCGUCGCAGGCCCCAAUAGCCUCAUCAUCGUCGAGCACGUCUUCUUCUCCAUCGCAGUCAUCACCUUCAUCUUCACAAGAGUCUUCCUCCACCGAGGCAGGCGCUCCGAUUACUCACUUCAAAAUCACACUCCGACGGUCUGCAAUUUCGCUCGGGGACAAAAUCAAGGGCACCCUGAAAGCCCUAGGAAUCCACAGGCGCUUCCAAACUGUCUACUUUCCCCAUUCACCGGAAGUGGCAGGCAAAAUUCUACGUGUGAAGGAGCUAGUGGAAGUCGAGAACGUGCCUACUCAUCUUGUGAAGACCAAGCAGCAGCAGAGGCAAGAGCGGAAGGCACCGAGAGGAUACAAGGUCGUUGGAUCGAAGCGGGACUCUUUUAUGAAGGUCUAG
Molecule: messenger RNA, 465 nt
Organism: Psilocybe cubensis
Lineage: Eukaryota; Fungi; Basidiomycota; Agaricomycetes; Agaricales; Agrocybaceae
Exons: 1
Coding region: 1-465 (154 amino acids)
Biological process (GO): translation
Cellular component (GO): large ribosomal subunit; mitochondrion
Molecular function (GO): structural constituent of ribosome
Source: RefSeq, a predicted model, not a curated record